UAGGCUGUAGUAUACACAGCGACACGAGCCGACCAAUACAUCAUACACAAUAUAGAUUUUACUGUCAGACGUAUGCAUCUGUUGCCAUGCUGUAGUGGUGAAGGACACAUUAUAUCAAAAUAUAUAUGCUGUAGCUGACCAUGACAGGACAAUGGCGGGCGGUUGUGUUGUUUUUCAACAGUUUUAUGGUGCUUGGGACUAUUUUUGUCGUGGACACGCCGACUGCGCUACAACACGAGGUUAUCAACAGUCCAGAUAUCACAAGUGCUGGAGGUAAUUCAAGCAAUACAACAUCAGAUAAUGGUUGCAAGGUGUGUCUAGGUUUAGGAGCGGUCCGGUAUAACCUCUUGCACUCCUCACUACGAUGGACGUCAGCGAUCCUGAGUCUACCCGUUGGCUAUCUGAUAGAUAGACUCGGCAAUGGUCGUUCGGCUAUCCUGUUGGCUUCGCUCCCAUUCCUAGGGUCGGUCCUGUUCGCCGCGAGUGCUGUGUCACAUACUCCAAUAACUCUGGCCAUGUAUAUAGUGAUGGUGAUAGGGAGGAUUCUACUGGCGUUUGGUGAAACUCCUCUCUGUUUUGUCCAGGGUCGAGUUGUCGCCCAUUGGUUCUCAGAAGAAUCCCUUUUGCCCCUAUCCUUCAUAAUACUUAGUCAACGUGGAGGCUCGAUGCUUACAUUCUUCGUCUCAGCAACUAUUGCGGAUAAACUUGGAUUUGGAGUCGCAAUAUGGAGUGGAACAUGUCUUUGUGGACUGGGUGUUGUAUCAGCGAUCUUUCUAGCGUUGACUCUCCGGAAAGUCCAGACGAAUCAGAACUCUCAGAAAACCGAUAUAAAUUAUACCACGUUAGCCGAUAUAAAGGCCGUCCCUAGAACAUUUUGGGUGCAUGUAUGCAUGAUUGCUUUGUUAUAUGGACAAAUAAUAAGUUUUCAUGCAAACUUACCUGAAUAUCUACUGUUACAAUACGGAUUCUCUGCAACAACUUCAUCCUACAUCACCGGUUGUGCCAUAUUACCUUUCCUUGCGGGUCCUCUCGUUGCUAUUGCCUUGAGUAAAACUCAUUGCAUUGGAGUUUUAGUGACUUGUGCAGCAGCAGUAAUUAUACCGUUGCUCGCUUUAUUAGGAUUUUGUCCAUCCGUUCAUCCACUUAUUCUUACAAUUAGUUUUGGACUCGCAAAUUGUGUUACUGAGCUGGGUAUGUGGCAAGUAGCGGUAUUAUUGGUGCCUAGUUCUUGUUUUGGAACUGUAACAGGGAUUAUGUACUUCGGACGGAAACAUCGUCGUAGGACUUACUUUACUUCUGGACGGAUAUUUACUACAGAAAUACAACAUACGGGGAAAUGAACACCCAUUAGAGGGAUAUCAUGAUUUCUUCCUGGCGUUGGUAAUCCUGACGUCACUGUCUGUCCUCUGUGGUAUACUACUGAACGUUCUGGAUAUUAGAGACACAUGUGCAAUAAACCAACUUAUAGGGAGGUGGAAAUACAAGACUGGCGAAAACAUAAAGUUAUUGCAGACAGGUGAAAAUACAGAGAGGACAAAUAAGGAUACACCUGGACCUCACGUCACGAAUACAGAACAAGAGGAGGCUGAAAAUAUAACUGGACAGGAGGGACAAGAAACGUUAAAAAUAAUAAACGGCUAAUGUCCGAAAUGACCCAUUGAUAACAUUCCAGGCUAUAUGAUUGAAAUACACAUAAUGUUAAGUCUGUCUUAAAUGUAUUGUCAUCAAUUCUGUAAUUGCACCCUCGGGUCUGUUAAAUUGAGUAAACAAUUAAUAAAUAAA
This is a messenger RNA of Pecten maximus, 1782 nucleotides long. RefSeq names its product major facilitator superfamily domain-containing protein 1-like. Gene Ontology annotation, biological process: transmembrane transport. Gene Ontology annotation, molecular function: transmembrane transporter activity. The record is from RefSeq and is a predicted model, not a curated record. Lineage: Eukaryota; Metazoa; Mollusca; Bivalvia; Pectinida; Pectinidae. Bases 141 to 1340 code for a protein of 399 amino acids. The transcript is spliced from 13 exons.